AUGAGAUCCCCGACCCCAAAUUACAUGAAGGAUACCGUGGCUGCCAAAGGCAGACGGAGCACAAGCCCCCAGCAGGGCCCGCUUUCCCCAGUCAAAAAGGUACGCCGGACAACGCCGCCAAGCGCAUUGACUUCUGGGCCUUCGGAUUCGCCUUGCAAUGGCAAGGCGUCUCAAGAAAGAACGCUCGUGAGAACCAUCGAUGUUUAUUCUGACGGCCAUGUGGUGGUGAAGGACGUUAGCCAACCGGAACCUUCGAGCUCCAUCCUCUUGGAGACGGAGCGACAAGCUUUUGUCGCUUGGAGCCUCGAUGCGUUUAGCAUCAUCAACAGCUUUUGUAGGAAUCCGUCUUCGCAGAUCGAUGGCACGUACAACCGACAUACCGUCACGUGGGUGCACAGCUCCAUUCAAGAAGGAGAACCAUUAGUGGAAUGUGCGGAAAUCCUGCACAACUUCUUGAGCAGCGGCUACAGGAAGCUGGCCGCAAGCAACAAGCUGGAGACACACCUGCUGACGCUGUGGAGGACUUCCGAUGUCGCGUUGUGCGGCGGGCAGCAAUGGCUUUCAUUCUCCACCAGCAAUCCUUUGAAAUACAAGACAAAAAUGAUGGUGCUUCCCAAGGCUAUGCGGCAUCGUGCCCGAGGUGUUCCGCUAGACAAUGACGGCGUUUGCUUAUCCAGGUGGCCAGCCGAAGCCGAGAUUCUGUUCCCUCCCGGAACGGUCUUCGGCAUCUCGGAGCAGUACAAAAGAUCCGACGGCGUGUAUGUGUUGGCCAACUCAGCGCUUCCUGCGCUGAAGCGCUUGCAGAAUCCCACCUGGGCUGAUAUGAUCCGGCAAGCCGCGCCACCGGGAUGGCAACAAGAUGAAGCCCUCAAUUGGGUGGAGGAGCUCAUCGUGCUGAAGGAGUGA
Molecule: messenger RNA, 906 nt
Organism: Symbiodinium sp. CCMP2592
Lineage: Eukaryota; Dinophyceae; Suessiales; Symbiodiniaceae
Source: the annotation of a GenBank genome assembly